Messenger RNA from Fusarium vanettenii 77-13-4, 1497 nucleotides. RefSeq lists its product as uncharacterized. The coding region runs from base 1 to 1497 and encodes 498 amino acids. The record is from RefSeq and is a predicted model, not a curated record. Lineage: Eukaryota; Fungi; Ascomycota; Sordariomycetes; Hypocreales; Nectriaceae. The transcript is spliced from 2 exons. Gene Ontology annotation, biological process: CENP-A containing chromatin assembly; chromosome segregation.
AUGGCCCGGUUCUCAGUCCCAACAACGGCCAGACUGCCAUCAUCUCUUCGCGUCGAUGCUUCAAAUCCGGCUGUUUUGAAGAGUCUUAAUCGCCUAUCACGAGAGUCACUCAUAUCUCUUGCCCUGGACUGGCUCGACGAUGGGAGUCUUGCUAAUGCCAUUCCCUACAUCGAGAGGAGGGACGAUGAGGAUGAUGAGGAGACCGACGACAUCUACCCCCCUUGCCAGUCUGUCGAUGAACUGCAACAGCUUUAUCUGGAUAUGCAACAACAAAAGGGGUCAAAACGCGAUGUGAUUAACCGAAUCCUGGAAGGAGACUGGAGGUUAGGUCUCACGCUAUAUCAGCUGGCAAUGGCGGAUCUGGCCUUCUUUGAGCAGAAUCCUACUUCUCAGAAAUGGUCAGCCUAUCAGAUUCUACCUCUCAGACAACCCUCACAGAACGCCGACGAGGAGGAGGUUCUCAAAGUUGAUCGGGAAAGCCUCACAAUUCCUCGAUUUCACCCUUCGACAUUUCUACAGAACCUUCAAUCCCAGGUACUACCCGACGUGAAAGCGCAUUAUCACUUUCAUCGGCCUAGAGAUCUGCCAGUCUUACUCUUACGGAUUUUCGUCAUUGAUUCCCCCUACAACACCGACUUUGCCUUGUCGAGUCAGAACUCUUCAGGGACGGCCGCCAAUUUCGACUCUUCCAGGACUGUGUACAUUGCCUUCCCGGAUGGAUCUCCUGCGCUGUACAUAACAAAGUCCCAGGCUACUGGUCCCAUUGGAUUUGGAGAGUCCAAGAGCUUGCAGAGCUUAAUCGUGGAUGGAGUCCCCAAAGCGCUCUCGCGACCUCGCGAACGAUACACGCUCAAGGCUGGCAACCUGACAAGCAAGAACUUGAAUGCUCUCUUAGAGAAGAAGGGGUCUGGACGCACCAAUGCUGCGGGAGGCGGCUGGAGCAUCUAUGCCGAUGAGUCCAACAAAAUAUCUCCUUUGGAUACCGUUCUUCCAACUCCUCCACUUUCCAGGGAAUCAUCAUCUUCCAGCCUAAGCCAGAAACGAGGAGCUCAAUUAACAGAAUCUCAACGGGCUGCGAAAAGAGCAAAGUUGACGGCCAAGGCACGGUUUGGCGAUUCAGGCAUCGUAACGGACGGCAAGGGCGUGGAGAGAGUGGAUAUUGUGAUACAGGAUCCAUUCCCUUCAACAAGUACGGACCUGGAUGAGCCCAUGAAUGAGGAAGGGGAGGAUGGCGAUGCGGCGACAGGGGCCGCAAGCCGUCGACGAAGCAAGAUUGAUGCCGUUAUUCGGGAGGCCAACGCCGGCGACGAUGACGCGAGAAAAGAUGGGGGAAACUCGGAUCGAUGGACUCCGACUGUCAAGAUAACGUUUAACGGCUCCCACGCGGGGAUAGUGGAUGGCGAAAGAAUGCCGGGGUGGAUGACGGGAGAAGAAGGCGUGACGACAGGGCUUGUAAGGCAUGGUAGGAUACGGGGGCACAAGGGCUCGGGUAUGUGA